ACAAAAAGACAAUAUUUUCGUACUUUCCUCGAAACUGCGAUUAUUUGCAAGUAAAUAGUGAUAUUAAUUUAAAUUAAUCAAAAAUAUUACCCUGCACUGCUUCUAGUUCAUCAUAUAGAAUGAAAACACUUCUGUUUAAAUAAGAAUGCUUUUCCGGAAAAUCUUUAGUACCUCCAAACCAAAGGUAUCGGAUGUGCUGACGGCCUAUUUGAAACAGUGCAAUGAACCACCUUGGACAUCAUACUUCAUCAAGUAUCGCGACGUGCAGAACGAUCACUUCGGCCGGUCUCACUUUAACUGGACGCUGGACACGGGCACAAACUACCACAUCCUGCGAACCGGAUGCUACCCAUACAUGAAGUACCACUGCACCAAGCGACCCCACCAGGACCUCAGCGUGGAGGACAAUUUUUUCAAGUUCAUCAAAGUGAUUAACCUAGGACUGCCUCAGCUGGGGUACGGAUUCGCGGCGAGGUUCCUCAUCCGGCACGUUGAAUGGGUCGACAUGGGAGAGAAGUACGGAAAAGUGCCCAUUUAUUUCCUCUACGAAGAGGACAAGGGGUCGGAAUAUUAG
Aedes albopictus (Asian tiger mosquito) is the source of this 574-nucleotide messenger RNA. RefSeq lists its product as uncharacterized. Bases 146 to 574 code for a protein of 142 amino acids. NCBI's taxonomy places the organism in Eukaryota, Metazoa, Arthropoda, Insecta, Diptera, Culicidae. The record is from RefSeq and is a predicted model, not a curated record. The transcript has 3 exons.